AGCGCGUUUUGUUUACAUUUGUCAGAAUAGUUUUACAGCAACUGCAAGCAGAUGAAUAUUUUGCCAAAAAAACGCUGGCAUGUGCGCACUAAGGAUAAUAUUGCCCGAGUGCGAAGGGAUGAAGCAGCCGCACAGAAAGAAGAAAAGAAAAGACUGGACAAAUUGGAAUUGGCCGAGAGCGAAGCGCGCAUCAACUACCUGAGGCGUCAAUCCGGGCUACCCGAAACACAGAAAGAAGAAACCAGCCAAGAGGUCGCUACCCACAGUUCUGAUACCACGCAGUCUGUCGAUCUAUUUGCCGAUUACAGAAGUCACGUGAAGAAAACGAAUAAAGAUUUGGAAAAGGAGAAAAAGGACGAACAGGAAAAGUAUGAAAAACAAAUCGGAUAUCUAACCUAUCUGGGACAGGAUACAAAUGAGGCGCUUAAGGUGCGCAGUUGGUAUGAAGUGGCCCCAAAACGUCCCGAACCCGGCGAUUGCUGCAAUGAGACUGAAACCAAUCUGAAACAGAAACUAUCAGAAGAUCCACUCACCUUAAUAAACGCACUGAUCCCAUCCGAAAUUAAAAAGCCAACACAAAAAUCAAGCAAGCGACGAAAACUUACACCUACGCCGGAGCUAGAACCAGAGUCAGAGAGACCGUCUACGCCAGCCUCAGUUCGCUCAUCCAAAUCGAGUAGAAAACACAAAAAGCAUAGAAAACAUGAUAAAAAAGAGAAGAAGCACAAGCACAAGAGUCACAAACAUGAAAAAUCAAGCAAAGAGCUAGCCGAAAAAGCAAAACGCGAUAAGCUAAACAGGUUGCGGAAGGAACGUCUGCUGCGUGAGGCGACUGAGCAGCGUCGCCAGGAGCAACUGUUUGCGCCCAAGGAAUCGUUGACGCCGGGCACUGCAGCGAGCACGCCGGCAGCUACGCCGCGGAUUGUCCAAAAGUACAACAGCCAAUUUAAUCCAGAGCUUGCCAAGCAAAAUAUGCUCUGAUCACGUGUGGGAUAGUAAAUAAUCCAUAUAUUUGUAUUUCCCUUUUUCAAAGAUUUCACCACAAAUUAAAAGCCAUAACUGGAAGUUCCAUUAUUUAUUGUUUACAAAAAAUGAUUUUAAGACAAAUUCUAAA
Molecule: messenger RNA, 1114 nt
Organism: Drosophila grimshawi
Lineage: Eukaryota; Metazoa; Arthropoda; Insecta; Diptera; Drosophilidae
Product: leukocyte receptor cluster member 1 homolog
Exons: 3
Coding region: 52-981 (309 amino acids)
Source: RefSeq, a predicted model, not a curated record